Messenger RNA from Lachancea fermentati, 1131 nucleotides. The record is from the annotation of a GenBank genome assembly. Lineage: Eukaryota; Fungi; Ascomycota; Saccharomycetes; Saccharomycetales; Saccharomycetaceae.
AUGCUAAGACUCACCUCCUACACCAGAUCCGUGGCCGCGCGCCGCGCGCCCUUCGCCGGCGUGCUAAGAGGAAUGGCGUCGGCAACGUCGAUCCCCGAAAAACAGAAGGCGAUCAUCUUCUACGAGAAUGGCGGCGAGCUCAAAUACGAAGACAUCCCAGUGCCCAAGCCCAAGUCCAACGAGCUUCUCAUCAAUGUCAAGUACUCGGGUGUCUGCCACACCGACUUGCAUGCCUGGAAGGGUGACUGGCCCUUGCCCACCAAGCUACCACUGGUUGGUGGCCACGAGGGUGCAGGUGUCGUGGUGGCGAUGGGCGAGAACGUGAAGGGCUGGAAGAUCGGCGACUUGGCUGGUAUCAAGUGGCUGAACGGCUCCUGUAUGGCAUGUGAGUACUGUGAGAAAUCCGCUGAGUCCAACUGUCCCCACGCAGACCUCUCAGGUUACACACACGACGGUUCGUUCCAGCAGUACGCCACGGCCGACGCCGUGCAGGCAGCCAGAAUCCCCAAGGGAACCGAUUUGGCUGAGGUUUCGCCCAUCUUGUGUGCCGGUGUCACUGUCUACAAGGCUUUGAAGACCGCCAACCUAAAGGCCGGCGACUGGGUCGCCAUCUCAGGUGCCGCAGGUGGUCUGGGCUCGCUCGCCGUCCAAUACGCCAAGGCUAUGGGCUACCGUGUGCUCGGUAUCGAUGGUGGUGAGGAGAAGGGCAAGCUGGCCAAGAAAUUGGGUGCCGAGAAGUUUGUCGACUACACCAAACACAAGGACUUGGUCGAGGCCGUCCAGGAGGCUACUAACGGUGGCCCACACGGUGUCAUCAACGUGUCUGUCUCCGAAGGUGCCAUGACUGCAUCCACCCAGUACGUCAGACCCACCGGUACCGUGGUGCUAGUGGGCUUGCCCGCCGGCGCUGUGAUCAAGUCCGAGGUCUUCUCGCACGUGAUCAAGUCCAUCAACAUCCGUGGUUCCUACGUCGGUAACCGUGCUGACACCAGAGAAGCAGUCGACUUCUUUGCACGUGGCCUAGUCAAGUCUCCUAUUCACGUUGUCGGUCUCUCCGAGCUACCAAGAGUUUACGACUUGAUGGAGAAGGGUAAGAUCUUGGGUAGAUACGUUGUGGACACCUCCAAGUAA